Chrysochloris asiatica (Cape golden mole) is the source of this 1079-nucleotide messenger RNA. RefSeq names its product COP9 signalosome subunit 5 (gene COPS5). Gene Ontology annotation, biological process: protein deneddylation. Bases 4 to 927 code for a protein of 307 amino acids. Lineage: Eukaryota; Metazoa; Chordata; Mammalia; Afrosoricida; Chrysochloridae. Gene Ontology annotation, molecular function: protein binding; metallopeptidase activity; deNEDDylase activity. Gene Ontology annotation, cellular component: COP9 signalosome; cytoplasm. The transcript has 8 exons. The record is from RefSeq and is a predicted model, not a curated record.
GCAAUGACGGCGUCCGGUAGCGGGAUGGCUCAGAAAACCUGGGAAUUAACCAACAACAUGCAAGAAGCUCAGAGUAUCGAUGAAAUCUACAAAUACGACAAGAAACAGCAGCAGGAAAUCCUGGCGGCGAAGCCCUGGACUAAGGAUCACCAUUACUUUAAGUACUGCAAAAUCUCAGCUUUGGCGCUCCUGAAAAUGGUGAUGCAUGCCAGGUCAGGAGGCAACUUGGAAGUGAUGGGAUUGAUGCUGGGAAAGGUGGAUGGCGAGACUAUGAUCAUCAUGGACAGUUUUGCUUUGCCUGUUGGCCGCCUCGAAAAUGCAAUUGGUUGGUAUCACAGCCACCCUGGCUAUGGCUGCUGGCUCUCUGGGAUUGAUGUUAGUACUCAGAUGCUCAACCAGCAGUUCCAGGAACCAUUCGUAGCAGUUGUAAUUGAUCCAACAAGAACAAUAUCUGCAGGGAAAGUGAAUCUUGGCGCCUUUAGGACAUAUCCAAAGGGAUACAAGCCACCUGAUGAAGGGCCUUCUGAGUACCAGACUAUCCCACUUAAUAAAAUAGAAGACUUUGGUGUACACUGCAAACAGUAUUAUGCCUUGGAAGUUUCAUAUUUCAAAUCCUCUUUGGAUCGCAAAUUGCUUGAACUUUUAUGGAAUAAAUACUGGGUGAAUACAUUGAGCUCUUCUAGCUUGCUUACUAAUGCAGACUACACCACGGGUCAAAUCUUUGAUUUGUCUGAAAAGUUGGAGCAAUCAGAAGCCCAGCUGGGCCGAGGGAGUUUCAUGCUGGGUUUAGAAACACAUGACCGAAAGUCAGAAGACAAACUUGCCAAAGCUACACGGGACAGCUGUAAAACUACCAUAGAAGCUAUCCAUGGAUUGAUGUCUCAGGUCAUUAAGGAUAAACUGUUUAAUCAAAUUAACAUCUCUUAAACAGUCACUGAAUAAUAUUCUUACCUGGAAGCCAGUAGCAGAAAAAUACUCAAGUAGAACUUUAAAACCAUUUACCAAAAAUCUAAUAGAAGUAUAAGGUGCUCUGAAGUGUGGUGAAUAUUAACAAUCUGUAAUAAAGUGCUGUAAAAUGA